AUGAUAUUAUCUUUAUUACUAAACUUUAUUGUGUUAACUAAUUGUUUGCACUCACGUAUCAAACACUACCCGUCGGUAACAGAGGACAAGUGUGGUAUCAAUCGUCAGUCACUGUUGAUGAGCGGACACUGUUUUAAGUGGUCAUCAAAUGUUGGGACAAAUGUUCAAAACGGACGGUUAGCUCAACCGCUUGAGUGGCCGUGGAUUGCAUUCAUUGAUUUUUACAAAACAUUUUUGGGUUUAAGAUAUAAUUGGUAUUGGUGUACUGGAGUUAUAUUGAAUAGCUAUUGGAUUAUAACAGCAGCGCAUUGUAUAAAAUCUGAUUACACACUAAGUGUAAAACUGGGUAAUGACUACAGCCAUGAAAGUCAUGUAUACGGUGUGGAUAUGUAUGUCAUUCAUCCCAAUUAUACGGCAUAUAAUCAUAUCAAAGGUUUUAACAAAGGAUAUGACAUCGCAUUAUUGAAAUUGGAUUCACAGAUAUUGAUGACACAGUCGACGGGUGGGUAUCCGACAGUUAAUGCCAUUUGUUUGCCCGACAGAGACAUUGUUAACACCGAUAAAGAGUUGGCAGUGUUUGCCGGUUUCGGUGAUAUCGAAGAUAAUGUGAUUAAUUCGGGUCCACUCCGGACGGGUUGGCUUCAGAUGACUGAGUCGUCUAAAAACUCGACAGAUAACUACAGUUAUUUGAUUCUAAGUAAAAGAUAUCCAUUGAUUGAGGGAACCGGUAUCUGUCAGGGUGAUUCUGGUGGACCAUUGGUUCAGUAUGUAAUGGACAACAACAACAGUCAUAAAGGUGUUAUGACAAGUAGUGGUGGUAGUGGUGGUGGUGGUCGGGCAGUACUAAUAGGUAUAAUAAGGAGUGUCUAUCCUAUGUCGACUACCUGUCAGUCCAAACAUAGCGAUGCUAUUUCCAUAUUUGUUCGCAUAUCUAAACACAUCGAUUGGAUUAUCAAUACUGUGUCCGCAAAAUAA
Messenger RNA from Oppia nitens, 975 nucleotides. Its product is annotated as chymotrypsin-like elastase family member 2A. The record is from RefSeq and is a predicted model, not a curated record. Lineage: Eukaryota; Metazoa; Arthropoda; Arachnida; Sarcoptiformes; Oppiidae. Bases 1 to 975 code for a protein of 324 amino acids. Gene Ontology annotation, molecular function: serine-type endopeptidase activity. The transcript is spliced from 4 exons. Gene Ontology annotation, biological process: proteolysis.